Molecule: messenger RNA, 735 nt
Organism: Brassica napus (rape)
Lineage: Eukaryota; Viridiplantae; Streptophyta; Magnoliopsida; Brassicales; Brassicaceae
Product: glutathione S-transferase T3-like
Exons: 2
Coding region: 1-735 (244 amino acids)
Source: RefSeq, a predicted model, not a curated record
AUGGCAAACUCCUCCACAAGUUUUAUUAACCUUUUAGCGAGCCAAGGGGUUAUUGACCUUGACUCAUCGGAACCUCCGUUCGUUAGCAGCGAAGGGGUAGCCAGCCAAUGUUCCGAUGAGGCUACGGUCAAAGAGAGGAGAAAAUGGACACCAAAGGAGGAUAUAGUCCUCAUUGGUGCUUGGCUCAACACGAGCAAAGACCCAAUAGUUAGUAACGAACAGAAAGGCCUUGCGUUCUGGAAGAGGAUACUAGACAACUACAACUCCAGCCCUUUACUGGUUGGUACAAUCCCCCGCGAACUUGGGCAAGUGAAGCAACGAUGGGCCAGGAUCAACGAUGUGGUGUGUAAGUUUUGUGGUAGCUACGAGAUGGCACAGAGGGAGCAGAGAAGCGGGCAAAAUGACAACGAUAGAGAGCUUAGGCAUGAUGUCAAAUGGUGCUCCACCUCUCUCGGGAAGGACAAUGGGAAAGACAAGCGCAAAACAGGUGCUUCAGAUGCGGGAGGGUCAGUGACAGAGCCACAAGAGAGACCCAUAGGAGUGAAGGCAGCUAAGGCUGCUGGUAAGAGGAAGAAAUUAGGAAAAGAAGAAGAAUUAGGACAACUUAAAGAUUUGAUGGAGACCAAAAAGCAAAUCUCAGAUCAGAGUUUGCUUGCAAGCUUGUUUGCUAAAACCGACCCACUGACUGAGAUGGAAAUAGCUUUGAAAAUGAAAUUAAUGUCUCAGAUGUUGUGA